GAAGCAAAAGGAGGAAAAAUGUUUUUAUUUUUUGCCCCGUUCUCUUUCUUGAGUCUUUUUCUUUCUAUCUGAAUCUGCCCCGAUUCGGCGGAUAGGUUUUCAUUUCAUCUUACUCUCUCCUCCUCUUCUGUGUCUCCACAUCCAAUCCAAGCAACUAAGAAGGCAGCACCACCGAGGGUUUUUUCCUUCUCUGUUCUCUCUCUUCUCUCUCUCAGCCUUCGCAUCUCACAUCGGUUUUUUCUGAAUGUGACUCAGAUUCAUUCACUUCUCCUCACUCAAUUUUAGGGCUUUUCUUCUCUCUCCUCCCCCAAAACCCUCACUGUCACCAUUCGAUUCGCUCUUCAAUUCCUCGAUCUCACCAUGGAGGCUCGAGAUUCGUCCACUUCGCCGUCCUCCACCGCCGCCAACCGUGACGCCUCCUCCGUCACAGAUGCCGACGAUGCCGUCUUCACUGUCGCCGUCGCCCUCGCCAAGGAUGCUGCCUUGCAUUUUCAGUCUGGCAAGUUCGCUGAGUGCGUCGACGUCUUGAACCAGCUCUUGCAGAAGAAGCAAGACGAUCCCAAGUUUUCUAGAAAGCAUGAAUUUAAUGGUGCUGUCCGCAUAGUGCAUAUCAAGCCUCCCAUACAAGUUUACAAAUUAAAGUGCUUGAUUUUAUGGUACUUCAUAAUAUUGCAAUCACGGAAUUCUUCCGUGAUGGAUGUUCAGACCCCAAAAAGUUGCUUGAAGUACUUAAUGGCAUCAAGGUAUGCUAAUCUAAAAUUCAUCUCUCUAUCUCUCUCUUAAAUUUCUGCAAAAUGGAAGUUUUGCAUCUUUUAUUAUUAAUUUUUUUUUGUGCUUUAUAUUCGAGGGAAACCAUUUCUUGCCUUCAUUAUUAGAAAAUUGGAAAUUGAAUGCCAUUGACACUGAUAGAGAACCAAUGGCAGGAUUAAAAUGCAGAUAGACUUGGUUUCCUUCUCAUUUAGACAUGCUGUUUAUGAUAAAUUGAGUUGCAGCUUGAAGCUUUGGUAUGUACUUAU
Molecule: messenger RNA, 1016 nt
Organism: Arachis ipaensis
Lineage: Eukaryota; Viridiplantae; Streptophyta; Magnoliopsida; Fabales; Fabaceae
Source: RefSeq, a predicted model, not a curated record